AAGCCUUUAGCAGGUUAGAAAGUGCAGAGUACCGCAGUCACUCUCCCACUCCUGCAUGCUCCGAUAGACUCUCUGAGUCCGUCUCUUCAUUUCCUAUCAGUGAAAGCAAAGCUGUAGGAGAGCCAAAGCCACAAGCAUCCAUCUACUGCAGUAAUCGAGUGGAACCCACAAUCUCUGAGACUUUGAAUCCGUCCAAAGAUGCAAACAUGGGAUGUGACAGAGUUGGAUCUUUAAGCGAUUCCAACCUUUUAUUGGAAAUCUCCCCACAUGGAUCGCAGGAUAUAAUCAGCUCAGGCCACUCAGAAAAAAGACUUGCUCAGUUUGCUUCAGUGUCCUCAAACAUCCAAGUGGAAAGAUACAAAGACACCCCACCCGUGUGUCCAAGUAUCCAGAUCCCAACAGCAGGGCUUAUGGAGGGAGCCUCCCCGGUGGGGUGUGCAGCCCAGAAGGAGCUGCAGAUACAGGAACAUGCAGGGACUCCUGGGGAGCCAGACAACACAGAUUGGAGGCAAAAGGAGAGCCAAGGGGCUGAAGAGAAAAACCACCAAUGCUUUGGAGAGCAGGGUGAUGGUGGGGUGAUGGGAGAGGAGGAGAACAGAGGAAUCAAAGCAGACAGCAUGCCGGGACUGUGGGGCAAGGCCGAGUCAGACUGCAGAUCCACAGUUUUAUCAAAGCCAGAGGAAGAAGGCAGAAAGGUCAAAAACGAGUCCUUUAAAAACCCUUGGCCAGCUGAGGAGCAUCUUCAGCACCUUUCCCAGACACACUCAGGAAUGUCUGAAUACCCUCCACUGAGCCCUCAGCAUGUUUUGAGUACAUCAAGUAACCUUAAUAUCCAUGCCAGCAGCAUUCAGACUACCCUUUUCACUUUUCCAAAGCCCCCUCUGGAAAUUAACCACUUCUAUCACUCACAACACAACUGGGAAACCAGUGUCAUCCACAACCAGCCAACACAGGCCUUGACUGAGCUAAAUUCAAGUCGACAUAUAAAUGCAGGGGCUCAUUUAUCACAAACAGAAAAUGUUUUUUCAAGAACUGAGUCUGGUCUGCAACAAACUUUCUCAGUCCAAGACCAAAAGCAAACCAGCAUCAGCCUGUCUGUUCAGCAGGGAAAUACUGCUGCAGGUAACAACAGCACAGCAGUAAGCAGUUGUAAGAAGUUCAAUUUAGCAAGUCACCAAAACUCUAAUGUCGGGACAUUACCCCCCACAGACUCCAAUCAAGUUUCUCAAGUCUGUAGAGUUGCUGCUGGAUCCAGAGGAGACGUUCAGCCAUCAAAGAUGUACCACAAUACUGGGUCUCCAUCCAAGCCUUUUAUAUACCCGGAACCUGACGAGAAGCAUGACACUACAGAUAAGGCACCCAGUGACUCUGGAAGAGCUGACAUGACCAGUAAAUAUCACUCUCUUUACUUGGCUAGCCCGCUUCAUGGCUACCAGCCUGCUGAGUAUCUGAACAGUGGAGUGAGGCCUGUGCAGAGCUGCCAGGAGUACACAGAGGACACAAGCAGCAGUGACGAUGAAGGAAAGCUUAUCAUUGAGCUUUAAUGGAAAGCGCAGCAUACAUAAAGCAUACAUAUGCUAUUUGAAUAUUAUUUGCUGUAGAUAUUUUUUUUUUCCGGGAGGUUAAACUGCUCAGGAGGCAGGAGUAAUAUCAGUGGCUGGGUUAACUCAGUUCCAGAGAUUCAGUUCAUUAAAAGUCUGUGUUUUUCAGUCUGGGUCAUGCACUGAUGUCAAAGUAACACUGCAUUCAUGUAAUUUUGUAACAAGUGUAAUUAUAUGCAGGAAAAAAAGGUCAUAUCUUAAUUUGACUAUCAGGAAGUUCAUUCACAAUAUCUACCCUAUAGCUCAAUACAGCAGAUUAUAGUUAUUAAUAAAGACAUGGUUACAUGUUAAAUACAUUAAAUGGCAAAAAUGGUUCGCUUUCUUUGUCACGUAUGAAUACAGAUCUAACGACCAAGAUAGUCAUCAUGGAGCAAUCCAGAAUACCUGGAGUUUUUCUCCUCUUUCCCAUUCUGCCAACAGCCAGAACACAUGUAGGGACAUGCUUUCAAGCCAGCAAUGCCAUAACAGGCCCCCGGGCUUGCUUGGAACUCUUACAAUUGAUAUAAAAGUGAUAUUUAAAGGUGAUUUAAAGAUGCUGUCAAACACGAGGAAGCCUCAAAUUCCAUUCUUUGCAGUAAGUUUAAAAAUGUUUGGUUUUUGCACACAGGGCAAAAACAUUUGAGGAUCUGGCUUUUUCAAUGCCAGCACUGAUUCAUUAAGAGCACCGAGAGUGAAAGACAAACUUACUGUCUGUAAGACGCUAUUAAUUAGACUUGUAUGCAUGUAAUUGGGGCUUAAUGUGUUGCAUUGGUUCCAGCUGUUUGUAGGAGUCUCUUCAGUUUCAAUAGAUCCACAUACAAAUCCCCAAAGCAUCCACUUAUCACGCAUAUGGCACAUUAGUGAUAACUACAUCAUUUAUUCAUAACUAACGUAAAAAACACAUUUUUUUCUCACCUCAGAAAGGUGAGCUGUUAUAAAAAAAAUCAUAGUUCUACAGUUAAAUCAGCUGUUAUGCAGUAGCCAUCCUCAGUUUGAGCUCCUGAGCGCCAUCAUAGCUAUCGAAACAUUUUUUUAAGGUCAGUAAAAGUCUGACCCGUUUAAAUUCCAAAAUUAUUUCCUGUCCCAUUCAUUAUUUUUUCUGUUUUUCUGCUUCAGAUAAUCUUAGUAUUUGCACCUGCAAUUAACCACACGUCCAUUAAAUUCCCCCAACAUCCUUCUCUGAUUCAGGAUGGUAGGUAGCUGGAGUCUAUGCCAUCUAUGAUAGAGCAAGAAGCAGGGUACACCCUCAACUGUUCACUAGGCUAUGGCAGGGCUAACACAUAGAGACAAUCAUUCACACUCACAUGACCAGUUAUCCUCAGAUAUGCAUCUUUGGACUGUGGGUGGAAGCCAGAGUACCAACAUAGGCUAAACCCCACACAAAAGUCUGCCCAGUGGAUUCAAACCAGGACCUUCUUAUUGUGGGGUGACAGUGCUAACCACUGCACCACCGUGCAACAAUUAUUGUAUCAGAAUUGUGCACAUAUUGUUUGGAAUAUAUAUGCAAUGUGACCCUAGUCAUUAGAAACUAGCAGACAAAAUAGUAGUAAUGAAAUCAGAUUUUAUGAUACAAGAAGUUGCUGUAGGAGGAUACAGCAGAUUCAGAUUAAUCAUUAUUAAUCAUUGAUGUCAUUAUGUUGUAGGACCUCAAACCCAAACUUAAGUACUGUACACCAAAGCACCUCUACCCAUGGGCUACUAAAAGGGCCAAUCCACCAAAAUUACCAAAACCAUUUUGUCAGUCUGUGGCAGCAUGCUGCAUCCACACAGCUGCACUUAGUGCCCUCACUGCUAACUCCAACUUAUGGUUGAAAGUUGUCAAGUAUCACGUAAUUUACUUAACUCAACCACUGAGUUUACUUCUGCCUCUGAGAAAUGUGUGACUUUCAUUUUGCUCUCUCUCUCACACACACACACACACCCUAACAUACUUUGCCAUAAUUAGUGUCUACCUUCCCACACUGACUCUCUCUGAUAAACUGCACUCUGUAACUUUCCCAGACAACACCUGCUUGUGUGAAUCAUGUACACAUGCUGCCAAGUAUGCAUUAAGUUGAUCUCUGCUGUCAAUCAGCUCACCCAGGUGAAGCAGACAUUGGCUGGAGGGCCAUGACCCUUUUCGCAGUCUGGGUUUUGUAAUGAGUCACCAGCUACGAUAAGGCACCUGGGACAGGAAGUGUGCAUGUAACAUUUUUGUAGAUAAAUCUGCAGCCAGAGUUCACGCUAACUCGCUUGUCACUCAGCCCAUUAGCAGUCAAACCUUUUUCACCUGACAGAUGGAACAUCAUGUUCAAUUUACCUGUUUGGUUGGCCACAAAGGAGAGGUAUUCUUGUUCAUGUUGCAAGUUCAUUCAUGAACGUGUUUUCAUUUUCUAAUUUUAUACUCUCAUUUCAUGUCCAAUUGCAUAUUGUCUUAUGUUUUCAAUUAUUUUAA
Archocentrus centrarchus (flier cichlid) is the source of this 4014-nucleotide messenger RNA. RefSeq lists its product as uncharacterized. NCBI's taxonomy places the organism in Eukaryota, Metazoa, Chordata, Actinopteri, Cichliformes, Cichlidae. The transcript is spliced from 3 exons. Bases 207 to 1544 code for a protein of 445 amino acids. The record is from RefSeq and is a predicted model, not a curated record.